This is a messenger RNA of Stegostoma tigrinum, 2385 nucleotides long. Its product is annotated as cyclic nucleotide-gated olfactory channel-like. NCBI's taxonomy places the organism in Eukaryota, Metazoa, Chordata, Chondrichthyes, Orectolobiformes, Stegostomatidae. Gene Ontology annotation, biological process: potassium ion transport; monoatomic cation transmembrane transport. Gene Ontology annotation, molecular function: intracellularly cAMP-activated cation channel activity; voltage-gated potassium channel activity; cGMP binding. The coding region runs from base 322 to 2385 and encodes 687 amino acids. Gene Ontology annotation, cellular component: intracellular cyclic nucleotide activated cation channel complex; plasma membrane. The transcript is spliced from 7 exons. The record is from RefSeq and is a predicted model, not a curated record.
UUGUUAUAAACACAGUUCCCAGAGCAGUGGCAGCAAAUUGAAAAAAAGGAUGGAGAAUGAACAGUGGCUACAUUCUGAACAACAUGCCCAUAGCAGGGACAGCAAACUUAAAAAGUGGUGAGCAAGGAGUGGCUUUAGUUUGAACGCAACACUGAGGAAGGAGGCAACAAGUUUAAAAAGAGACCAGGGAGUGGCUGUAUAUUGAACAGAAAAUCCAGAACAGAAGCAGCAAGUUUAAAAAGAGUGUGAUGAACGGAGAGUGACUUCAUUCUGAACACAGCACUUACAGAAGCUGACUAUGAGAAAGAAAAUCUAUCAGUGAUGUCACAGGAUAUCUAUAGGUGGGCUGUUCCACAUAUGGCCCAACAAAUGAAUAACCUGUCAGCUCAUCAGCUCUCUGUGAAAAUCACAACAGAAGAGGAAAUUGAGAGUUCAGAAAAUGGAGUCAGAAGAACAGCAUCUGCCUCUGAUGAUACAAGCUCUGAGCUGCAGAGAGUAGCUACUCUCGACCCAGGAGGUCUGCUCUCCCGGAAUUCAUUCCGAGGACAAGGGGCACUGUCCAGGAUUGUUCAUCUGGUUGUUGUCCUGAGGGACUGGGCCCACAGGAGUCUGCAGCAACAGGAGCCAAGGCCAGACUCCUUCCUGGAGAGAUUGCGGGGACCCGAGCUACAGACAGUGGUCAGCAGAGUGAGCAGCACCACUGCCCAAGAGGAGGGCCAACCCCAAACUAAAAGGCAACGGUCAGUGUUUGUGCUGGACCCAGCUGACAGUAUGUAUUACCACUGGCUGACUGUCAUCACCUUGCCUAUCAUCUAUAACUGGUGCUUCCUGGUAUGCAGGGCUUGCUUUGACUCUUUCCAGAUACAACAUCUUACAAUGUGGUUGACUACUGACUACAUUUCAGAUGUCAUUUAUAUUCUUGACAUCUUUGUCAGACUCAGGACAGGAUUUCUAGAACAGGGUCUGCUGGUUAAAGACUUGAAGAAGUUACGAGAUCAUUGCAUAAAUACCCUGCAGUUUAAGUUGGAUGUCUUUGCAGUUUUACCCACCGACCUGGGUUACUUGGCAGUAGGAUUCCAUUACCCAGAGCUUCGAUUCAAUCGCCUGCUGAAAUUGCCACGGGUAUUUGAGUUUUGUGAUCGGACUGAGACCAGAACAAAUUACCCAAAUGUCUUUCGAAUUGGCAACCUGCUGCUCUAUCUGCUGAUCAUCAUUCACUGGAAUGCUUGCCUUUACUAUGCCAUCUCCAAAAGCAUUGGCUUUGGCUCAGAUAGCUGGGUCUAUCCCAACAUCUCAGACCCUUACCAUGGUUACCUGGCAAGAGAAUAUAUUUACUGCCUGUAUUGGUCAACGCUGACGCUCACCACCAUAGGGGAGACGCCAGCACCAGUCCUCGAUGUGGAAUUCUUGUUUGUGGUGUUCGAUUUCCUGGUAGGAGUGCUGAUCUUUGCCACCAUUGUGGGUAAUGUAGGGUCAAUGAUAUCCAACAUGAAUGAAAGCCGUGCAGACUUCCAGACCAAAGUUGAUGCCAUCAAGCACUACAUGCAAUUCCGAAAGGUCAGCAAAGAGGUGCAGACCCGUGUUAUUAAAUGGUUUGAUUAUCUCUGGGUGAACAAGAAAAAUGUUGAUGAACGUGAAGUGCUGAGAGGUUUGCCAGACAAACUGAAGGCAGAAAUUGCCAUCAAUGUACAUCUGGACACUCUCAAGAAGGUGAGAAUCUUUCAGGACUGUGAGGCUGGCCUCCUGGUGGAGUUGGUGCUGAAGCUCACACUCCAGGUUUUCAGCCCUGGGGAUUACAUCUGUCGCAAGGGAGACAUUGGGAAAGAGAUGUACAUCAUUAAGGAAGGAAGACUGGCAGUGGUGGCAGAUGAUGGGGUGACACAGUACGUCACCCUGAGUGCAGGUAGCUGCUUCGGAGAGAUCAGUAUCUUAAACAUGCAGGGCAGUAAAAUGGGCAACAGAAGGACAGCAAAUAUCCGGAGUAUUGGGUACUCCGAUCUCUUCCGUUUAUCAAAAGAUGACCUAAUGGAAGCCUUGGUUGAGUUUCCAGAAGCUAAGAAGGAUCUAGAAGAGCGAGGCAAGGAGAUUUUGUUAAAAGAAGGAUUGCUGGACGAAGGGCAUGUGGAGGUGGUCAUGGGAAUGAAAGACAUGGAGGAGAAAGUAGAAAGACUUGAAUCAAAUCUUGUUUCCUUACAGGCACGGUUUGCCAGGCUGUUGAAUGAGUACAACUCCACUCAGCAGAAAUUCAAACAGAGAAUCACAAGCAUUGAAAAGAAACUAAUGCAACUUGAUAUUGAGUGUGUUUCUGAUGGUUUAGACAGUGUGAGUGAGACUGAAAGAAGUAAAAGUGAGAAUGAUAAGCACUGGAAAAGUUGCUGUGUCUAG